Prosopis cineraria is the source of this 1368-nucleotide messenger RNA. RefSeq names its product oxygen-evolving enhancer protein 1, chloroplastic-like. Bases 98 to 1072 code for a protein of 324 amino acids. NCBI's taxonomy places the organism in Eukaryota, Viridiplantae, Streptophyta, Magnoliopsida, Fabales, Fabaceae. The record is from RefSeq and is a predicted model, not a curated record. Gene Ontology annotation, cellular component: photosystem II oxygen evolving complex. The transcript is spliced from 2 exons. Gene Ontology annotation, molecular function: oxygen evolving activity. Gene Ontology annotation, biological process: photosystem II stabilization; photosystem II assembly.
CUACUCACAUCACAACAUAAUUCUCCAGACCCUCUUCGUCCCCAAAGCAAAAUCACUCUCUCUGUCGUCGCUACCACUAGUUUUUUUGGCAGCAACAAUGGCAGCCUCACUCCAAGCAGCCGCCACCCUCGUAGCCAUGCCCUUACAGCUCAAAUCCUCUCACUCCAUUUCCAAGGCCUUCGGUUUGGAAACUUGUGCCCCCAGGCUCACCUGCUCUCUUCACCCUCAUCUCAAGGACCUCGCUCACAAGUGUGCCGACGCCACCAAAAUUGCAGGAUUCGCCCUCGCCUCCUCCGCUCUCCUUGUCUCUGGAGCGAGUGCUGAGGGUGUCCCGAAACGCCUCACCUACGACGAAAUCCAGAGCAAGACGUACUUGGAAGUCAAGGGAACGGGAACAGCUAACCAGUGUCCGACCAUCGACGGCGGGCUUGACUCUUUCGCCUUCAGGCCUGGCAAAUACAACGCCAAGAAGUUCUGUCUCGAGCCCACGUCCUUCACGGUGAAAGCCGAGGGCGUCAACAAGAACGCCCCGCCGGAGUUCCAAAACACCAAGCUCAUGACCCGCCUCACCUACACUCUCGACGAGAUCGAGGGCCCCUUCGAAGUUUCUCAAGACGGCACAGUUAAGUUCGAGGAGAAAGACGGCAUCGACUACGCCGCCGUGACUGUCCAGCUUCCCGGAGGCGAGCGCGUGCCUUUCCUCUUCACCAUCAAACAGUUGGUGGCUUCCGGAAAACCGGAGAGCUUCGGCGGAGAAUUUCUGGUGCCGUCGUACCGGGGAUCGUCGUUUUUGGACCCCAAGGGAAGGGGUGCUUCUACGGGUUAUGACAAUGCGGUGGCAUUGCCGGCAGGAGGAAGAGGAGACGAGGAAGAACUUGCGAAGGAGAACAAUAAGAGUGCUCAGUCAUCGAAAGGGAAGAUAACGCUGAGCAUGACCAAGACCAAGCCUGAGACUGGAGAGGCGAUCGGCGUAUUUGAGAGCGUUCAGCCAUCUGAUACCGAUUUAGGAGCCAAAGCCCCGAAGGAUGUGAAGAUCCAGGGCAUCUGGUAUGCUCAGCUUGAUUUCUCAUAGACCUUCUUCUUCUUCUUCUUCGAUCUGAUUAAAGAAAUGUGUGGGUUCGGAGUUUGUAGUCUCUAGAGGAGAAUAUUGCAUAUGCUGGCUGACCCAAAGGGCACUACUUUUAUUAUUAUGUUUGUAUAUUAUAAUAAUGACUUGAAAUUAUCAAAAAAUGUAGUUUAUAUUGGUGGUGUGGUGCGUGAGUUUUUGUAACAUUCGAUGUUUACUUUCGGUGGCAAUUCCAUCGAACCCCAAUGCAAAAGAGUGAGUUCAGCUUCAUGAAUGAUGAAUCAUCGUCCUGAUUGAAUUUC